AUGUGGGCCGGCGGCGUUUCCAAAUCCACGAAAUGGCUCCCGCCGCCCCCCAAGAGUGGGAUCUUCGUCGGCCUCAACAAGGGCCACAUCGUCACCAAGCGUGAAUUGCCUCCUCGCCCAUCUGACCGCAAGGGGAAAACUAGUAAGAGGGUGCACUUUGUGAGGAAUUUGAUCAGGGAAGUUGCGGGGUUUGCUCCCUAUGAGAAGAGGAUUACCGAGCUUUUGAAGGUCGGGAAGGACAAGCGUGCUCUUAAGGUGGCCAAGCGAAAGUUGGGUACCCACAAGAGGGCCAAGAAGAAGAGAGAGGAGAUGUCCAACGUUCUCCGCAAGAUGAGGUCUGGUGGUGAUAAGAAGUGAGCACUUGAAGGGUUGUCUUUAUGAAUGUAGUUCAGUAUCUCUAUUAGUUUUGGACAUGCAUUUUAUUAAGGGAUUUUUAGACAUGGUAUGAACUUUGUAAUUUUGAAUGUUUUGAGACUUUCGAUAUUUUCUAAGCAUCGGAUAUUUGCCCUUCAGUUCUCAAGGUAUGUCUUUCAAGUUUGUGAUUGACUUAGAUUUACUAAA
Messenger RNA from Malus domestica (apple), 561 nucleotides. The record is from RefSeq and is a predicted model, not a curated record. Lineage: Eukaryota; Viridiplantae; Streptophyta; Magnoliopsida; Rosales; Rosaceae.